UGGGCAGUAUAAAAGCACGACGAGCAGGACCAUCGGUACUACUGUUUUGGCAACAGUUUUCAACCAAGACCUCCAUCAACCAUGGCAUACAAGUUUGUUGUGUUCGCUGCGUGCGUGGCUGUGGCCAGCGCCGGCGUCAUCCCCGCUGCCCCUGUGGCCUACGCCGCCCCCGCGGCGUACGCUCACCCCGCCCCUGUGGCCUACGCUCAGCCUGCGGCCUACGCUCACGCCGCCCCCGUCGCCUACGCUCAGCCCGCUGCCUACGCUCACCCCGUCGCCAAGGCUAUCGCCGCCCCCGUCCUCGCUAAGGCCGCCGUCGCCGUCGAUACCGACUACGACCCCAACCCCGCCUACAACUACGCCUACGACAUCCACGACUCCCUGACCGGCGACGCCAAGUCCCAGCAGGAGUCUCGCCAGGGGGACGUCGUCCAGGGCUCCUACUCCCUCGUCGAGCCCGACGGCACCCGUCGUACCGUCGAGUACACCGCCGACCCCGUCAACGGCUUCAACGCCGUCGUGCACAAGGAUGCCCCCGCCGUCGCCGUGAAGGCCGUGGCUGCCGCCCCCGUCGUCGCCAAGGUGGCCGCCCCCGUCGCCUACGCCGCCCCCGCUAUCGCCAAGGUGGCUGCCCCCGUCGCCUACGCCGCCCCCGCUGCGUACGCUGCUGCCCCCGCUUACUACCACCACUAAGUUCCUAUUUGCCAAUAUUUAUUUCAUCUAAAAAAAAUAAACAGUACAAAAACAUUGCUAAA
This is a messenger RNA of Frankliniella occidentalis (western flower thrips), 755 nucleotides long. RefSeq names its product cuticle protein 21-like. Gene Ontology annotation, cellular component: extracellular matrix. Bases 82 to 693 code for a protein of 203 amino acids. NCBI's taxonomy places the organism in Eukaryota, Metazoa, Arthropoda, Insecta, Thysanoptera, Thripidae. The record is from RefSeq and is a predicted model, not a curated record. The transcript has 2 exons.